This is a messenger RNA of Myxocyprinus asiaticus (Chinese sucker), 1466 nucleotides long. Its product is annotated as GSK-3-binding protein-like. Gene Ontology annotation, cellular component: cytoplasm. The record is from RefSeq and is a predicted model, not a curated record. Lineage: Eukaryota; Metazoa; Chordata; Actinopteri; Cypriniformes; Catostomidae. The coding region runs from base 136 to 636 and encodes 166 amino acids. The transcript has a single exon.
UGUUUACAAAUCAACCCUCGAGCUGUUUCUGUUGGGCAGCGUGGUGAACGGGUACGCCGGCUGAGCGAUCCUAUCCAUUUAAAUAAAAACAUAAUUCGCGCCCGGAUAUUUUGAUAUAUACAUAUAUAUUUAAAAAUGCCUUGUCGAAAGGAGAACUACAUCCUUUUGGAACAGUCGGUAACAGUGGAUUCUAAGGAAGUAGACGCGCUCGUGUCGAAGAUCGGCGAGGCGCUGCAGCUUCACAACAAUAGCUCGAGCCAUAAGGGGAUGUCACGUCUACACGGUCUCGCCAGCGGCACAUGCGUCAAACCGAGCAACACAAACGGCAGCCACGGCAGUAGCAGCUCUGCGGGCGGUCAGCGGCGCAACGGAUGCUGUAUGCGUCUACGCAGCCGGAGUUUACGCACCAGCCGGGCCAGUCCGUACAAUCCGCCCGGAUCCAGCGAUCAGGAAUGGGGCCAUUUCAAAUCCUCGUGGAACCGAAAGAAGAUCGACGUUAAGACAGGCGACGAGGACGACCCACAUCAGCUCCUCCAGGAACUCAUAUUGUCGGGUAAUCUGAUCAAGGAAGCGGUCAGACGACUAAAGUUUUCCUCGGAACCACCGGAGCACGACAUCUCCAAACCCGUAGACUGAUUUGUAUGUGUUCAAACCAGCAGAUGCAUGAACGUCCACGCGUUUCAUGGGGUCACCAGCUCAUAGCCAUGCAUUGAUUUUGCUGGAAGUUUUACAGACUUUAAUAUCAAACCCGUAUAAUUUUUCUAUUGUAUAUUAAUGGGAUGGAAAUGUUAUGUAUUUUUGACUGUUUUGCAAUGUGAUUCCCCUAUAAUUCUUCGUCAUACUUUUUUUGAACUAUAUCAGUGUCCAGAUGAAAUGCAAUAUGAUGCAAAAUCCUGUGACUUAUAGCAAUGCAUCUGAUAAUAUUAUUAACUGCCCCAAACGGCCUGUUUGGCUUAGAAUGGAUGGUGCAUUUUGUUUGGGUUUGCUGGAGGUCAGCAGCUUGUGUCAGUGGCAACAAGAACUGAUCAACUGGAUUGUUUACAAUGUAGAUGUGGUCGGGCUGUUGGUUGGCAGUCCCCGCCUAGAUCAGGCAAGGGGUCACACUUUUUGUUUACUCUGAACGUUUAGAUACUUUUGUUAGAUACUGAGAUAUCACUAUUGAUUUCAAACUGUCCCCAUGUGCACCUAACGUGGGCCCACGUCCACAGAACCCUGGAUUUCCAUGCAAGGAGCAAGACUAACACUCCUCAAAGAGAAACCAAAAUCAAUCUGUUAUACAUUACAUUAAUGGAGGGGGGGAGGGGGGGCUGUGAUGUUCAAAACACACUGACACUCUGGUGCUUUUUUUUAUUCCAACGUGGAGUUCUCUUUUUUUUUCUUUUUUUUUCACUCCAUGUAAACUCAGUGUAUGCUUCGCAGCGAAGUGUUUUUAAUACCUCUGAUUGUUCAGAGUUUGGUGUCUAAUA